This is a messenger RNA of Malassezia restricta, 1827 nucleotides long. RefSeq names its product Xaa-Pro aminopeptidase. Lineage: Eukaryota; Fungi; Basidiomycota; Malasseziomycetes; Malasseziales; Malasseziaceae. The record is from RefSeq and is a predicted model, not a curated record. Gene Ontology annotation, molecular function: metalloaminopeptidase activity. The coding region runs from base 1 to 1827 and encodes 608 amino acids. The transcript has a single exon.
AUGGGUGCUGUUAGUACAGGUGUUGUGCGCACGGCCUCACUUGUUGAGCAGUUGCGUGAGCGCAUGCGCGUCCACCAGCUGCAAGCCUACAUUGUGCCGUCUGAAGACGAGCACGCGAGCGAGUAUCCAUCCGAUGCCGAUCUACUGCGUGGCCACAUUACCGGAUUCAAUGGCUCGGCAGGAUGUGCUCUGGUCACGCUCAAAGAAGCACUCCUCUUUACGGACGGCCGCUACUUUCUGCAGGCGUCGCAACAACUCGAGCCGGGCGUGUGGUCCUUGAUGCGCGCAGGUGAGCCUGGCGUGCCGACAUGGGACGAAUGGCUGGUCGAGAACAUGGAGCCCCAUUCGCGUGUGGGUGUGGACCCCAAGCUGAUCAGCGCGGGAGAGGCUCAAGCGCUGCGUAGCGCGCUUGACGAAGCGUCGUCGUCGUCGCUCGUGCCGCUCGCAGAGAACCUUGUCGCGCAGGUGUGGACCGAUCGUCCAUCGCGGCCGCACGAGCCAGUAUUUGCCCUUCCAGACUCGAUCACAGGUCGUGCCUUCACGAGCAAAAUACAAGCUUUGCGUGAUGAAGUGCAGAAGAAGCGCGCUAGUGGCUUUGUUGCUACGAUGCUCGAUGAGGUGGCGUGGCUUUUUAAUCUGCGUGGCAGCGACGUACCAUUCAACCCCGUGUUUUUCGCAUUUGCGAUCGUGACACUCGACACGUGUACGCUCUACAUCCAUGAAUCGCAGCUCACGCACGAGGUGCGCGCGCACCUUGGUUCGCAUGUCGCGAUCCGCCCGUACGAGGCUUUUUAUGACGAUUUGCGUGCGCUCAAUGAGCGUGUGCUGAUUGGAAAGCGUGCAUCUUGGGCCGUGUACGAUGCCUUGGGUGGCAAGGCACGCAUCACGCGCUCGAUCCUCGUGGACCACAAGAGUAUAAAGAAUGACAGAGAGCUGGACGGAUUCCGCGAAGCGCAUAUUCGCGACGGUGCGGCGCUCGUGUCAUUUUUCGCAUGGCUGGAGGAGGCGCUCACGAGCGGGCAGACGGUGACUGAGACGCAGGCUGCCGACCAACUCGAGGCGUUCCGUGCGCAGCAGCCGGAUUUCCGGGGCUUGAGCUUCCCUACCAUUUCGUCGACGGGUCCGAACGGCGCUAUCAUCCACUAUGCGCCGCCGGAAAAGGGCAGUCCCCCUGUGGAUGCCAACGACCUGUACGUGUGUGACUCGGGCGCCCACUUUGCCUUUGGCACGACGGACGUGACGCGCACGUUCCACUUUGGCUCGCCGACGGCCGAGCAGCGCCGCUGCUUUACGCGCGUGCUGCAGGGCCACAUAGCCAUCGACCAGCUCAUCUUCCCCGUGAACGUCACCGGAUACGUCAUUGAUGCGCUGGCGCGCGCUCCAGGCUGGCGCGAUCACCUCGAGUACCGCCACGGCACGGGCCACGGCGUGGGCCACUAUCUCAAUGUGCAUGAGCCGCCCAUGGGUAUCGGCACGCGCGCGGUCUUUAAUGAGACCGGUCUGCAGGCCGGCAUGGUGCUGAGUAACGAGCCAGGCUACUACCUGGAUGGCCACUGGGGUAUCCGCAUUGAGAACCUGGUGAUUGUGCGACCACAUACGCUGCCCGACGGUGUGAGUGAGCCGCCGACGAGCAAAGGCUUCUUGCGAUUCGAGCACAUUACGCUGUGUCCGAUCCAGACGCGUUUGAUCGAUACAGACCUGCUCAGCCCGAGCGAAAUUGCCUGGGUCAAUGCGUACCACGAUGAAGUGCUCGCCAAGCUGCGACCGCGUCUAGAGAAGGAUGUGCGUGCUCUGCGCUGGCUUGAAAAAGAGUGUGCGCACAUUUAG